AUGCGUUCGACGUCAGAAGCAGGAGUGGUGGUGGCGCAACUCUUCCAAGCUGCUCGGCUCAGAAACCAGCGACCGACAGCGCAGUCGAGAUGCUUCUCUUGUUUCGCAGUCUCAGCCUUGCCGCUUCGCAAACAGCAUUGCAGACCAGCCGUGGCAGCAGGAUCGAUUCGUGCGGUGCGCCCGUCUUCCCUGCGCUCAUUCCACGCUUUUUCACGCUCGGCUGCAGCGAGGUCGAGCUCGCUCACGGUGCUAGGUGAACAUUACACAUCAGACGACUAUACCAACCUGCCUCCUUCAAUCCGAGAGCGGCUUUCCAGCUCGCCUCAGCUUCCAUACAGCGCGUCUCAUCCACUCGCGCUGCUACGCAAAGAGAUUGAAGGUCAUUUGUGCCACCACACCGCCAUUUCAGCUUCGUCUCCAGUCGUCACCUCUGCUCUCAAUUUCGACACCUUGGGCUUCCCUCUUGAUCACCCCGGUAGAAGUCCGACAGACACGUACUACAUCAACAGGAAUAUAUGCUUGCGCACGCAUACAUCCGCGCACGAAGUCGAGGUCUUUUCCCAGGGUCAUGAUCACUGGCUGCUGACGGCCGACGUGUAUAGAAGGGACGAGAUUGACGCUUCGCAUUACCCCAUCUUUCACCAGAUGGAAGGUGCCUCGGUUUGGCAGCAAGAUGAUUUUUUACCGGGCGGUAGAGUCGAGAAAGAGUGCCAAGAUAUGGAGGCACAUCUGCGAGACGCCAAGAUCGAGAUCGAGGACGAAGUAGACAUCACGGAGGCCGGUGGAUGGCAAGCGGGUCACGCUACCAGUCAGGAACGGCUCGUAGCGGCUCAGCUCAGUGCUCGGCACCUUAAAGCCACUUUGAAUGGGCUCGUCCUUCGACUCUUUGGACCACGACAUGCAGCAGACGCUGCUGCCGCUGCUCUUGCCGGCGGUGCAAGCACGGAUCAAGCGGCGGAUCGAGCAGCACACGCUGAGCCCCUCAAGGUGAGGUGGAUCGCCGCCAGCUUUCCUUUUACGAGUCCCAGCUUUGAGGUCGAGGUGUGGUUCAGAGGCAAAUGGCUUGAGAUUCUGGGCUCUGGUGUCGUCAUGGAGAAGACGCUGAAAGACAGCGGCGUGUCGCACAAGACCGGCUGGGCAUUCGGUCUGGGACUGGAAAGGAUAGCAAUGGUCCUAUAUUCGAUUCCAGACAUUCGUCUAUUCUGGUCCAAAGACCCUCGCUUCCUUAACCAAUUUGCUAUGGACGGCAGCAAAUCUCGUGGGUCAACAGCCUCUGAAAGUGUUCCGCCUUCCGAGACUGGCGUUAGUGCUGCUGGAGGGCUCGUCACCUUCAAGCCCUACAGCAAGUAUCCCCCGGUCCUCAAAGACGUCUCCUUUUGGCUAGCAUCUCAUGAGCCGCACGACAAUGAUGUUUACGAGAUCGUAAGGGAUGUGGCAAAGGACCUGGUGGAAAGCGUAGAACUCACAGACAGAUUCGAGCAUCCAAAGACGAAGAGAAAGAGCUACUGCUACAGAAUAACUUACAGGAGCAUGGACAGGAGUUUAGAGCAUGAGGAGAUCAAUGCGUUACAUAAAGCGAUAGGCGAGCGGUUGGCAGAGGACAUGGGGGUUGAGCUGCGGUGA
Molecule: messenger RNA, 1623 nt
Organism: Ceraceosorus guamensis
Lineage: Eukaryota; Fungi; Basidiomycota; Exobasidiomycetes; Ceraceosorales; Ceraceosoraceae
Product: phenylalanyl-tRNA synthetase
Exons: 2
Coding region: 1-1623 (540 amino acids)
Biological process (GO): phenylalanyl-tRNA aminoacylation
Cellular component (GO): mitochondrion; cytoplasm
Molecular function (GO): tRNA binding; phenylalanine-tRNA ligase activity; ATP binding
Source: RefSeq, a predicted model, not a curated record